Coccidioides posadasii C735 delta SOWgp is the source of this 722-nucleotide messenger RNA. RefSeq names its product 60S ribosomal protein eL34 (gene RPL34). Gene Ontology annotation, biological process: translation. Gene Ontology annotation, molecular function: structural constituent of ribosome. Gene Ontology annotation, cellular component: ribosome. NCBI's taxonomy places the organism in Eukaryota, Fungi, Ascomycota, Eurotiomycetes, Onygenales, Onygenaceae. The record is from RefSeq and is a predicted model, not a curated record.
CCGCCAUCCUCCAGAACCGAAUCUCACAAGUCGCUGAGAUUAGAGGACAGUCAAAAUGGGAAAUACCAGACUCCAAUACCGACGAAGGAACCCGUACAAGACGCGGUCCAACAAGGUCCGUGUGAUCAAGACUCCGGGUGGUGAACUUCGAUACCUCCACAUCAAGAAGAAGGGUACCGCACCAAAAUGCGGUGAUUGCGGUAUCAAGCUCCCAGGAAUUCCCGCUCUUCGUCCCCGUGAAUACUCCCAGAUCUCCCGCCCAAAGAAGAAUGUCACCCGCGCCUAUGGUGGCUCCCGUUGCGGAAACUGCGUCAAGGACCGGAUCGUCCGUGCUUUCUUGAUUGAAGAGCAGAAGAUCGUCAAGAAGGUUCUGAAGGAGUCGCAAGAGAAGGCCGCUGCCUCGGCGAAGAAGCGAUGAAGGGAUGAGAAAAUGUUGUCGGAUACGGUGAUGGGUCUGGUAUGACGUUGGAUUGCACCGGAGUUCUGGGACAUACAUGGCAUGGGAUAACGAAGCAAUCACCCAUGCUUAUCUUACCUGCUUGCACGAGCUUUCCAAUGAAAUCCUGUUACGGGGGAUAGUUAAUGGCCCUAUUUUAUUUAUGGGAUGCUUCAUUUUGUUGGCUGUCAUUAAACCAGCAGUGUCAAAGAAUUACAAUACCUUGAACAUAAAAUUUCAGCGUGGCCAACCUAUCGAUCACUAAGAGCUUCAGUUACCUUUUGAA